AGGCGGCGCAGGCGGACGCGGAGGCCCCCACCCGCGGGACGCGGGUGCUGUCGCUGGAGGACAGCUGGAGGCGGCUCCGCACGGAGUCCCGCCCGCCGUCCCCGACUGCCGCACCCUGUGCUACAUGUUCACCGGGGGCACGCAGCGGACGAAGAUUGUGGAGGUGACGCACGCCAUGCUGCUCCACGAGAACCGCGCCUACGGCGGGCUCUGGCGCCCGCGCGCGCACCCGGCGGUCGUGCUGGGCCACACGAGCGUCUAUUGGGGCGCCUCGGCGCUGGGCCAGCUGAGCAUCGCCCUGGCCUUCGCGGGCACCGUCGUCUGGGCCGAGGUCACCGAGGUGGACGACCUCCGGCGCUGCAUCUCCGAGGAGGGGGUCACGGUGCUGGGCGUCGUCCCCGACCACCUUGACCUCUUGGCCCCGCAGGUGCCGGCGACGGACCUCCCCUCCGUCGAGGUCGUGUUCACCUGGGGCGAGCGCCUCCCGCGACGCCUCGCGGAGCGGUGGCGCGGGCACCCGCGGGCCGUGGUCCGCGAGCUGCUCAGCGCCCCG
Prorocentrum cordatum is the source of this 553-nucleotide messenger RNA. The record is from the annotation of a GenBank genome assembly. Lineage: Eukaryota; Dinophyceae; Prorocentrales; Prorocentraceae.